Molecule: messenger RNA, 216 nt
Organism: Camelus dromedarius (Arabian camel)
Lineage: Eukaryota; Metazoa; Chordata; Mammalia; Artiodactyla; Camelidae
Product: serine protease inhibitor Kazal-type 7
Exons: 3
Coding region: 1-216 (71 amino acids)
Molecular function (GO): protein binding
Source: RefSeq, a predicted model, not a curated record
AUGAAGAUCACUGGGGUCCUCCUUCUGCUCUGUACAAUGAUCCAUAUCUGCAGUUGCUCAGAAGCUGCUGGUCAGUCUUUAACAAAGGUGGACUGCAGCAUUUACAAGAAGUACCCACUGGUGGCCAUCCCCUGCCCCAUCACAUACCUGCCUGUUUGUGGGUCUGACUACAUCACCUACGGGAACGAAUGCCACUUGUGUAUUGAGAACUUGUGA